Messenger RNA from Uranotaenia lowii, 2628 nucleotides. RefSeq names its product serine-rich adhesin for platelets-like. NCBI's taxonomy places the organism in Eukaryota, Metazoa, Arthropoda, Insecta, Diptera, Culicidae. The coding region runs from base 145 to 2628 and encodes 827 amino acids. The record is from RefSeq and is a predicted model, not a curated record. The transcript is spliced from 5 exons.
AGCAUCACAGCGUCAACGUCAACAACGACGAGGACCGCAACAGCAGCAGCAGCAGCCUUCGGUUAAUGAGUGAAGCAAAUACGGUGGAGGAAAGCGCCGUUCAUCAUACAUAGGAGUUUUAUAGCAGAGAAUGUUUCCAUAGCAAUGGGAAAAGCCGCGCGACGGUCAGUUGUGUCAGAUCCGUCGUCGCCGACCUUGCCCUUAUUGCACUCAACAACAACAACAACAAAACCCACGUCAUCAGCUGGCGCAAGUCCAUCCUUCCCCUACUCAUCAUCGUCUUCAUCAUCGUCGUCGUUCAGAUCAACGGCAGUUCUGUUCGACGAAUCCUCCGAAAGCUCGUCGUCGUCAUUCAUUAACAGCAACAGCAUAAGCCAUCCGUCAUCCCCAUCGGAUUAUUUUCGUUAUCCACCGAAAGCUGCAACACUUCAGCAACAGCUGCCGGCAGCUAAUUCCAGUGCCCUUGAUCCGUCGCACUCGUCCUCGGCAUCAUCGGACUCGACAGGGCCAUACUAUACGCCGACCAGCACUCCGAAGCACACGACACCGGUUUUAAGCAAUCAGUCGCAGGCGGAUCGGGACCGGGAACGGCAACGGAUGGAGUUCUACGCGACGUACGACGUGAUGACCGGGGUCCGGAUAGCGGCCACCCUCGGGGGGUUCUUCGGCCUGAUGGUGUUCCUGGUGAUCUACAAAAGUCGCAGCCGGUCGACGGCCAAGGCGUUGAAGGAUCCGACGAUAGCGGCCGUGGCGGCUGCCGUCAUCCAGGAGGAGGAAGAGCGGGAGCUGCAGGAGGCCAUCGAGGCAACCGCCUUUUCGCUGCUACAGGAGGAACUACACGUGAACUAUCCGGGCCUGAAGCGGGACCGGUUGCUAUCCCUGGGAAACGUUAGUGCCCCGCCGCUACUGAAUCGGAACUCACGCUUCUCGUCCAUCAGCGGUGGCUACAGCAGCCUGUUGAACCCACCCCGACGAUAUUCCUAUGCCAGCAGUCGGGGGCACCGGAACAGCGUUUCGGUGUCCUCGAGGAUUCUCAGUGCCUACAACAUGGGGGAAAGCUUCGGGCAGGAUGACUAUUUUUUAGAGAGCGACGGCGAGGAAGCUGACGACGAGUUCGAUCAGUUCACGACGACGGCGGACGUUGGCUAUCCGCCCGGGAACUUCCUGUCGGUGCCGGGCAGGGGUAUCGAAUCACGGCGCAGCAGUGCGAUGACCUGCUGCAGUACCGAGAGCUCAUUUCUGGAGCGACGAUGCUCGGCCAUUACGCUGGGGUUGUCCUCCUUGCCACCGAUUUCGCGAUCACCCUCGCGGCAGCAGUGUCGUGGUGAGGAUCGUCGGGGCAGCCACGUGACCGUUAAUGGUGGUGCGGUGGGUGCCACUUGUGCCGACUGGGACGCAUUCUAUCCCGGGAUCAACAUCAUCGAAGCCACUCCGAAAUCUUCGCCUUGCCCCAGUGAACGCAUUACGCACAAAUCCGGGGGUCUGUCGACCCGCGAACGUUAUUCUGUCAGUAGGAAGUAUCAGCUGUACGACGACAGCUCGAUCGACUGUAUAUCCGAAUAUCCUGAUACGAAUGGUGCUGAACCUAGCCAUAGCCAUAGACCGCCACGGCAAAACUAUAGCAGUAGUAGUAGAAUAGAUGAUAUUAGUAUAGCCAAUAAUAAUCCUAGCAGUAGUGUCAUUGUACGUAGAGCUCCCCUUGCGUCGCUUAGUUCCUUCAAGAUGUCGUCGGCAGACUGCCAGGACAGUGAUAUACGCAGCUGUGGAUCCGAUUCCGUGUUUGAUGAAAGCUGUGCGGACACCGAUGAAGAUUUGCAACAGUUCAGCACCGAUAGCGAUGAGCUUAGUAUUCCAGACGAAGGUGAGUGUUCCGUAACACCGAUGGCCAUCACAGUGGCAGGUCCCAGCACUUCCGGGACCCUGUCGGCUGCCACUGGCCUCGGUGGGGUCAGCAGUAGCACCAGCAGCAGUAUUCACAGUCAACAGCCAAAGAUUGUGCAGCAUCAACCGUACGGUGCAGCCAGUGAUACCGUUUUUGUUGAUAUCGAAACUCCCAAUGAUAUUAGAUGUUUAAGUAGUCUUUCAAAUAGCAAUCGACGCGGUCGGCUCAAAUCGAAACCGGACCGAGCGAAUCUGGUGACGAAAAUCGAAACGAAAGCAAUCAUCGAAAGGCCGGGUCGGGAUCGAUCACCAUCCCCGAGGGCCUGUUCGUCAAUGGCGGUGUCCUCUCAUCAACCAAAGAACACCCUCCAGACGUCGACGACGGAAGUGAUGACCAGUGGCCGGAGCACCAGCAGUCUACCCAGUCGCUUACCCAGCGGUCAUGAGAUCAGCAGUACCCAUUACAGUAAGAACAACAAUAACUCUAGCUCUAGAACUUACAGUAGGAACGAUACCGACGAUAUUAGCAAUCAAGUAGAGGACGACGAGGACCGGGAGAGUAACAAUAAAUGCGUUGAAGUUAAUGUUAUUAUCAAAAACCAUAGCACUAAUAUUAAAAGUCCCUCUGUGAUUCUCGAGCUACCUAUUCUGACAAUAGACGAGGAUAGUUCCCAGGCGCCGCUGUCCCCGGUCGAUCCUUGCGUUCCGGGUCCUUCGCGGAAGUGGUCCAAGGAGACGCUGUUCUAG